This is a messenger RNA of Schizosaccharomyces octosporus yFS286, 2253 nucleotides long. Its product is annotated as WASp. The transcript has 4 exons. The record is from RefSeq and is a predicted model, not a curated record. Bases 179 to 1774 code for a protein of 531 amino acids. Lineage: Eukaryota; Fungi; Ascomycota; Schizosaccharomycetes; Schizosaccharomycetales; Schizosaccharomycetaceae.
CGACAACUAUCGUUUUACCUUAAAAACAUUACGAACACCCACCAUACACCAGUAAACGGUAUGUUCUCUGAAUGCAUUUGCAUCGUAGUGGAAUAGUAGGUUUGUAGCUAUACACCCCAUCACUACAACAUACCCUAGAAGUAAUAAUUUCAGCAUUGCACUUUAUAAGACGCUUUCAAUGCCUCAGUUAUCUUCCGUAACACAAGAGGAUAAAUCCAUUAUCCGGAAAUAUAUUCCGAAAAGCACGAACAAAAUCCUUGCCGCUGGCAUCGCAAAGUUAUAUGUCGCAUAUCCCGACCCAAACCGAUGGUCGUAUACUGGACUAUGUGGAGCAGCUGUCUUAUGCUAUGAUACGACACUAAAAUGUUGUUGGUUAAAGCUUGUUGACGUUGUGGGAAAUGGCGGUGUUUUGUGGGAUCAAGAAUUGUAUGAAAACUUUGAAUAUUUCCAAGAUCGCACAUUCUUCUAUUCUUUUGAAAUUGAUCAAUGUUUUGCAGCGCUCAGUUUCUCUGACGAAAGCGAAGGAUCGAAGUUUUAUCGCAAAGUAGUUGAAAAAGGUUGCCAUCCAGAAUCUAUAGAAAAUUCCGUUCUCUCUUUUCUUACACGUAAGGGAUCCAAACGAUCCCCCGGAAGUAGACAAACCUCAAAUUCUUACACCACACCUUCUUAUCCGACAGGAGAACCUGGUCCUAUAAAGGGAAAUUCGCAAAACCUAGACCUCGAUCCCAGCCUUAUCCAAUCUCUUGUGAAGAUGGGCAUUUCAGAAGACCAAAUUAUGCAGAACGCCGAUUUCGUCAAAUCCUAUCUACACAGUAACGUUCCCGAACCUUCACAUACAUCAACCUCACCAUCUGCACCUGCCGUUCCUCCUUCUCUCCCUCCUUCAUUACCUAGUCACAACGGAUCGCCUUUGUCUGCUCCUUCUGUACCUAAUCAUGCUCUUAACGGGACAGCAUCAACUUCUUCUCAUUUACCUCCACCUCCACCUCCCCCACCAUCUUCGACAUUGAAAAAAUCAUCUAUACCUCCACCACCUCCUCCGAAGUCUAGCUCAUCUGCCCUCGCUGCAAACAAGAAGCGAGCACCUCCUCCACCUCCAUCCCGUAGGAACAGGGUCAAAUCACCGUUAUCAAGUGCCGGGUCUCCAGGUUCUGCCUCACUAAAUCUUCCUCCACCUCCACCACCUCCUAAGAAUACGACUCCUGCUCCUCGUGCAUUCAAUGCACCUCCACCACCCCCUCCCCGAUCGUCUACAGCUCGGAUCACACCUCCGUCUUCCUCACAAGCUCCUCCGAUCCCGGACCGCUCUGUCCCAAGUUUUUCUCCACAUGAACACGCUACUACGAUUAGUACGCAACCUUCUCCAGCCUUGCCUGCUACAUCACCUCCUCCGUUACCGACUGGUGCUUCACCUCCUCCACCACCACCUCCUGCUCCCAUGCCAGCAAUUUCUUCUCCAGUUCCACCUCCUGCGCCAGCGCCAGUUCCCCCCAUGCCUUCUACGAGCGGUGAUUCGGGAGAUUCAUUAGCUUCACCUCCAAGUGGUAGAGCUGAUUUGAUGGCAAGUAUCCGUGCUAGUGGAGGUGUGGAUAUGUUGAAAAGUAGAAAAUCUACCGCUUCUCCUAGUGUUAGUUCUGCACGAGGUUCCAAUCCUCCACCGGAAACUCCUUCUAGUAACAAUCUAAUGGAUGCACUUGCCAGUGCAUUGAACAACCGUAAAACGAAGGUUUCCCAAAGUGAUGAUGAAGAUCAAGACGACGAUGAGUGGGAUUAAAAAGAGUAACGAAAACUUUUUCACGAAUACCUUGGAAAAAGAAUUUUUGUACGUGACAUGUUCAUCUAAAAAAUUCUCAAAGUACUAUGUUUUUACUUUGCCCGCUGACUAUUUUUCCUUGGACAUCUUGUACAUCAUUUGGUAUUGUAAGAAUGUGAGUCGUUCUUUUGAUAAAAUAUAUGUAUUAUGCUGUUUUGUUAUGACUUUUAAAUUUUUAAGUGUAUAAAGCUUAUUCUACGAAUACUUGUAUUUUUCAAUUUGCAGAAUCAUUCAUUAUUCAGUACAACCCCAUUAGUAUUGGAAAUAGCAGAUUGUACUGAUGUCGUUAAAUUGUCUAAUUAGUGAAUGUUCGUUUACAAAAGUCUGGUAAGAGAGAACAGGAACAGGCCUUGAGCAGUCACAAAAUUUCGGUAGCACAACAUUUGACCCAUAAUGGAAAUGUCCUUCCACAACCAAAUACUCAAGUUUUGGUCAAAUAG